GAGCAUCUUGAGCCUGAGAUCUCAGCUGAUGAGGCCGUUCGGGUCCAAGACUUCAUCUUCGACUUCGCAGUGACAUCUUCGACAUCUUCGUCCACUCCGAAGCGUGCUCGUGAUCACAUCUUCGAGAUCUCCGAGAUCAUCAGAUCAGUGCAGGUCUACGCAUUCAGAUCCAUUUUUUUGUUCUCAUCGAUCUUCAUUAUCGUAAAUACCCUUCGACCGAUCCUAGACGCCGCGCCAGCGGCUUCCAGCACUUGUUGGCUACGAGAUGAUGGUCAAGGAGCACCGUCAACGACCGACCUUGAGGCCUCAGCAUUCUGUGCCGACCCCUGUGUUCAUCGAGAACAUCGAGAACAUCGAGAAGUGCCUGAAGCGCCAGGGGUGAUGGUUGUCACCAGCGGCCGGGGGUUUGUGAGGGCAGUGUCCGUGAAUCCUCCCUUUCCUUUGAAGUUGUUUCAGUUCGUGGGCGUGUGA
This is a messenger RNA of Symbiodinium pilosum, 471 nucleotides long. The record is from the annotation of a GenBank genome assembly. NCBI's taxonomy places the organism in Eukaryota, Dinophyceae, Suessiales, Symbiodiniaceae.